UCUAAAUUCUAGCAGGCACUAGAAAGUUCUUUUAUCCCGGCGAACGAAUUACUCAUAAAAACAACCCAAAAAUAAACCGACACUGUCACUUAUAAACACCAACCCGUCUCUUUAGAAAAUCUAGUCUCAUCAGUUUAGAGUUUGAAGAAACAGAAGAAAAUGUUCGGAGUUGUUUUCCCAAAUCGAAGUUUUCCGAUUGACAUCUCGACUUUCUCCCAAAUCGAUACUUUUCAUUGGAUCCUGGAUAUGAACACUUUCGUUGGGGAGGCGUAUGAUGAUAUCAGAGAGAUAUGUAUAUUCUUACUUAAUGGUUUAUCUUUACCACCUGAUAAAGCCCUAGCUGUUUACAUACAAUCUCCUGGUUCACCUUUUGUAUUUGGUGGUGCCAUUACUGUUUCUCGUCCUUCAGCUGUAUUUUCUCUUUCAUGGCCUCAACCUGGUGCUCAUAUGCAACUUACUGCUUCAGAUUCUCCUCCUCUUUCUGCCAAAAUUGGUGUUUCUGUUGAAGAUUUUUCUUCUCUGCCUUCUCUUGAUGUUGUUGCUGAGAAAAGAAUUGAACAUUUGGCUCUUAAAGUUGGGGAAAAUCUCUUUAAUUUCAUGCAAUCAUUUUGUGGUGUUGAUGGGAGUAAACUUGUGGUUCCUAUGGAUAUUUUAGAUCGAUGGUUUAAGAAGUUUCAAGAACGAGCGAAGCGUGAUCCUUCUUAUUUGAAGGGUUUUGUACUUUGACAACAUUACGAGGCUAUUUUGUUUACUGGAAACUUAGAGUAGUGUGCUACAAGUGUUGGGAGUUCUUAUGCGUUCGAUCGAGCAGUUAGUUCAAAGACAUAGGUACGCAUUGAUUGGUUUAGUUAUAUUAGAUCGGAGCAUGGAUGGGACAUAAGUCUUGAUUUAAUUAUAUGAGUUAUUAUUACUUGGAGGUUUGUUUAAAGAGUUAAUGGUGUAGUAGUUAUAUUUGAAGUGGGCUAAACUGAUGGUGCCAAAAUGGGUCUGAAAUCUAGAGGAAUGAGCCUAUGGUGGUGUUACAGUCAAUUUUCUGCCUUCCAGAUUUAGAGCCAAACUCUGUUAUCCUGAUUGAUAUCUCCACCGUUUUACAUUUUCGUCGCUAUAUUACUAUCAAAAAAAGGUUGUAGACAUUAUGAUUAUGGGAACCUUCUAACAAUAUGUAGAGAUUGAAUAUGCACACGUAAUUAGUUGGUGCAAAUUCGACCUCGACAGCUCAUCACAUCGAAAUAACUUUCCCAUCUUAGCACUUACCCUUAGUUCAACUGCUUGCCAUCUUAGCAAGAGCACUGCAACCAUAAGACCUAACAACUCCAUAUCUGAAGCAUGUCCAGACCUUAUAGCAAUCAUGUACUCGGUAAUCAUUUAAUGCAAGUCGUCUUCCAGGUCUGCGUAAUACUGAUCUUAUAUUGGAAAUCCAAGUACAAAAGUUAAAUAUGGAAUACAACUUCGUCUCUAAAUCAUAGCAGUAUAGUAAUUGGCGGACUCAGAAGAUCUGUGCAUGUGUGGAGUCAGGGGUUCUGAACCACAUUAGGCCUUCAUACAGGGACACAACAUAGACUGAGGUUGGUAUCAGGAGUAGGUGUUUAGAGAAGCAGCAUAUUAAACCAUCACAAGCUACACCAGAACACCUCAAGCUUGUUAUAAAUCGCCAGGUAUAUUGGAGCAGCUGAUAGUUACAUGAGCAGAAACUGCAAUUUGUAACGAUUUUAUGGGAAUCUGCUGACAGAAAGAUGGAUGCACAAGCAUCAGCAGUUCGAGAAGGGUCUUCAAAUUCUCUGCCCAAUGGAGUUGAGGCCCCUGACGAUAUGAGAUCUAAAGCCUCAUGGCUACCAUAUAUGAUUAUCGAUUUCUCUAUAAAGUUAAAAUAGGGAAACUAAUAUAGAAAUAUUCUUUGGAACGCCAAUAGGGAUCUUGCCUGUGACAAUCCUAAUGACUAAUCAGGAGUGGGAUCCUGAAACUUGUGUUGCCUUCUCUUUUAUUGAUUUCUGGUAAAUUUUUGUUCCCUCGUCUUGUGAUGUCUUAGGA
Papaver somniferum (opium poppy) is the source of this 2028-nucleotide messenger RNA. RefSeq names its product protein OPI10 homolog. Bases 160 to 726 code for a protein of 188 amino acids. The transcript has 3 exons. Gene Ontology annotation, biological process: protein import into nucleus. Gene Ontology annotation, cellular component: cytosol; nucleus. Lineage: Eukaryota; Viridiplantae; Streptophyta; Magnoliopsida; Ranunculales; Papaveraceae. Gene Ontology annotation, molecular function: nuclear import signal receptor activity. The record is from RefSeq and is a predicted model, not a curated record.